Colias croceus (clouded yellow) is the source of this 1145-nucleotide messenger RNA. RefSeq lists its product as uncharacterized. The record is from RefSeq and is a predicted model, not a curated record. The coding region runs from base 100 to 1092 and encodes 330 amino acids. The transcript is spliced from 4 exons. Lineage: Eukaryota; Metazoa; Arthropoda; Insecta; Lepidoptera; Pieridae.
ACAAUUCUUUAUCAUAUAUAUAGCGGACUGGUUAAAAGACAUUCAGUAUAUAAAGUGAUAGUGGAGAGUGUACGAAUAAAUGUGAUAUAAGUUAAUAUAAUGUUAAAGAUGAAGUCCUCAAUCGUUUUCCUACUCACAAUAACCACGCAACUAUUAGCGAGUCCUGUGAUGACGCGCCAAGGGCUGCUCCUACAAGCCAACAAAGAACAAUUCUGCGCUAAUCUCAAACACUUCAAUAACUUCUACUAUUCCUUCGAAGAACAGAGAAACGUAACAGGAACACCCGCAGAUAUGAGCAUCCAUUGGAAAACUGGGAACGUAUUUUACACCCUCAUAAGCGACGAAAUGAAAAUGAGUCUCCAAGUUUUACAUCCAAGCAGUGAAUCCGAAACUUUAAAAGUCGCCGGGCUCGGACAGUCCACAUGCAUCGAUAACCUCAACGAUAUCGUCUAUCUGGCCACUGAUAACGGUGUCUAUAAAUACAAAGAUGACGGGUCUAUCGAAUUGUACACAGCUCUCGGUGAAGACGUAAUGUACAUAGCUGUAACAAGCGACGGAAUGACCAUGUACAUUGCAACGUGGCCGCAAAAUCGCGUCCACAAGAUAACAAAUGACGGUCAGAAACAGGAGACCUUCGCGGCGAUUCCCAAUGGUCACGGCUUGACAAUAGACCCUAGAAACAACAUGUAUUUCGUAGCCACAAAAACGUCAUACGUACUGCGUAAUGGCCAAAGUAUACCUAUUAAAAUUAAAGGGCUCCCAAGUGAUAGGAUGACUGGGGUGUUUGUAAGUCGUUCUGACGAAGUAUUUGCUAUGGAUGAGAACAGUAAUUUCUAUAGGAUAGAUGCUGAUAAUGCUAGUGCACAACAUUUAGGCACUUUUAAUGUUAGUGGUGUUAUUACUUUUGCUCUGGAUUCAGCUGACAACGUGUUUAUUGGAGUGAAGGGAGGGAUUCUGAAAUUUAUAGCACAUGAAACGAGUCCCUGUUCGGAAUUUCAGAAGAAACACAUUAAAGGAAAAAGACACAACAGACGCCGCAAACACAAAAGGACUACAACAUCAACAACUGAAGCGAAUUAUGAUGAUGAAUAGUUAUGUUCGUUUAUUAAAUCUUUUUUGUUAAUAAAGUGUUUUUAUAAAAUGUU